AUGCUCCUCACCGCGCUUCUCACCCUCGGCACCACGCACCUGUCCUCCACUGGCCUCGUCGCGGGCGCUGCGGGCGCCCUCCAACAGGUCAUGUCCUUCGGGGCGAACCCGACCAACGUCGGGAUGUUCGUGUACAAGCCCGCCCAACUUGCCUCGCCCACACCGCUCAUCGUCGCGAUGCACUUCUGCACGGGCACCGCCCAGAUCUUCUUCUCCGGCACGCAGUUCGCCAACCUCGCGGAUACGCACGGCUUCAUCGUCGUCUACCCGAACGCGCCAGACAGCGGCGGCUGCUGGGACGUGCACACCAACGCGACGCUGACGCACGACGCGGGCGGCGACUCGCUCGGGAUUGCGUCGAUGGUGCGCUACGCGAUCGCGAGCUACGGCGUCGAUCCGCAGUUGGUGUUCAUGACGGGCAGCUCGUCGGGCGCGAUGAUGACGAACGUGCUGGCGGGCGCAUACCCCGACCUGUUCCAGGCGGGCGUCGCGUUCUCGGGCGUGCCAUACUCGUGCUUCUCUGGACCGACCUUGUGGAACUCGGCGUGCGCGGACGGGGACAUUAUCAUGACGCCGCAGCAGUGGGGCACCCUCGCACUCUCGGGCUACCCAGGCUAUACCGGCGCUCGUCCCAGAAUGCAGCUAUGGCACGGCACCGCCGACACGACGCUUUUCUACCCGAACUUUGGCGAAGAAAUCAAGCAAUGGACGGACAUCUUCGGCGUCUCCCAGACGCCUACGUCCAUGCUGAACAACUCUCCCGCCGCUCCCUGGACUCGGACGAGCUACGGCGCCAAUGUGAUGGGCCUCUCCGGCGCAGGCGUCGGCCACCCGGCACCCGUGAAUGAGGCCGAAACGCUCGCAUGGUUCGGCAUUGCGGCUAUCACGCCAGGCUCGGGCGGCGGAGGGUCUGGCUCAACGACGUCGGCACCUACCGCGACCACGACGGCUGCAGGUGCAACGCAGACACACUACGGACAAUGUGGGGGGGUCGGAUGGAGUGGCCCUACCGCUUGUGCCUCCGGCUUCACAUGCAAAGCUGCAAAUGAUUAUUAUUCCCAGUGCUUGUGA
Messenger RNA from Heterobasidion irregulare TC 32-1, 1071 nucleotides. RefSeq names its product family 1 carbohydrate esterase (gene axe1). Gene Ontology annotation, molecular function: cellulose binding; hydrolase activity. The transcript is spliced from 5 exons. Gene Ontology annotation, cellular component: extracellular region. Bases 1 to 1071 code for a protein of 356 amino acids. NCBI's taxonomy places the organism in Eukaryota, Fungi, Basidiomycota, Agaricomycetes, Russulales, Bondarzewiaceae. Gene Ontology annotation, biological process: carbohydrate metabolic process. The record is from RefSeq and is a predicted model, not a curated record.